This is a messenger RNA of Exophiala xenobiotica, 2274 nucleotides long. RefSeq lists its product as uncharacterized. Gene Ontology annotation, cellular component: spindle pole body; nuclear pore transmembrane ring. The coding region runs from base 113 to 2224 and encodes 703 amino acids. The record is from RefSeq and is a predicted model, not a curated record. NCBI's taxonomy places the organism in Eukaryota, Fungi, Ascomycota, Eurotiomycetes, Chaetothyriales, Herpotrichiellaceae. Gene Ontology annotation, biological process: spindle pole body localization; nuclear pore organization. The transcript has a single exon. Gene Ontology annotation, molecular function: spindle pole body-nuclear membrane anchor activity.
UACAGACUCACGCAGACUUCACAUCACAGUCAAAGACCCAACAACCCGCAGUCCACGCUGGUCGUUGACUGCUUUUCCCUAUCAUGGUCCUUCUCUGACACCUACCACCAACAUGUCGACUAUUGCCUCGAGCCCUGCAAUUCCUCGUCCACGACCGUACCGAAGAUCCUUAAAUUCUACUCUACACACGAGAUUUGUACAUGCGGCCUUAAUAUCUCUGCUGAUUGCUCUCAACAAUGCUUUCUGGCUGGGCUCCAACAGAGGUGCGUCGGCUCAACUCUUUGUUCGCAAUGACUCGCUGAUCCUCGCAGACCUCUUCUGGUCAUGGUUCCCGUUCGGACCUGCAGGCAUUAAAGCCUUGCUCUUCUUCAUAUCCAGCCUCUCCAUAUUUUUCUUGCAGAUUGCUACACUCAAGAUAGGACGAUGGAUGACGACCUCUCCUUUUGCUGUCUUCAGAACAAUUGCACUGAGCAAGACCACUGUAUGGACUGUUUUUUGGUACUUUUGGUCGGCAAUCUUCUUCACUGAAGUAUACGUCUGGUCCUCACCAGAUCUCAGUUGGACAAUUCCUGGAAGUCACAAUGCCCCCGAGAUGCUCAACGAGAAACCAAUCUUCUUCCGCCUGUACGCCCAGCUUCUGGCCUUAACUUACGCUGGAGUACAUCUCUACCUUGGAAAUUCGUCGCUUAUAAUUCCCAUCUCAAAACUUCCAUCGACACCGAGUCCAGAGGGUAAUGCACAAUCAACCCAUCCGAUCAGACCAGUUCAAAUUCAACUGCAGCAGAAAUUACCUGGCGCAGUCAUGCGCAGUGCUGUGUGCGCAGGCCUGGUGAUGGUAGCCGCGCCAUUCCUGAAUACCUUGUUUUUCCGACGGACGCUCUGGCAUAUCCACCUAACCAUCGCCAAGAUCUGGAGCAACUUGUCAAGGGCGAAUGCUAGGCCCACCGGAAUACCGCCCCUGGGACCUACAUAUCUUGCCCGGUGUCUGUUCGCAGGCUUUUUACUGGCUCUAACCUGGGAGCUGACGGCUAUCCUUUUCUCGACGUACCUGAGUCAAGAACCUACCAAGGCAGGAUUGCCUCUGUCAAACACAAGCAAGGAUCCCAACGGGACAUUGCUCACAGGUUUGAGAGCCAAGAGGGACGUUGUGAGGACAUUUGCAUUCUGGGAGCUUGCUAUUAUAGCUCAGAAACACAAGGAUCGCAGAAAGACCAUCUUCGAAGACAUUGAGCGACCUACUGGACCAAUUUGGGCUCAAAUGUCCGAAGCCGGGCUGAAGAUUCUACAAGAAAUCGAUACCCGUAUCCUCGGACCCGCUCCAAAACAACCACAGCCCCAAGCCGAUAGUACAGUAACAGGCCUACCGCAUAUUGUCCCAGAGGUGCAGACCCAAUCGAUCUUUCAGGCAAACCCAAAACCGACCGUGGGUGAAUCACUGGUCCUGAGUCCUUUGCGGCACAUCGGAAGUAGCAACCAGCCAUGGCGUCCACCAAUUGAGGAGACAACCAAGGCGGUGGAGAUGAAGUUGCUUGAGUAUGCUAGGCCCCCUGGCGCUGACCAAGUACAGUCACAGAGCCUAAUUGAGCAAUGGACUAUGUCUUUACAAAAGAGUCCUAUAGGCUGGUUUUUCACAUCUACGAAAACAGCUAGAAUCAAUGUAGCCGUGCUGGGAUCACCAAAUGAUGACGCUGCCCUUAUCGUCGACGUGAUUGAUUCAAUCACUAAGAUGCUGGUUGCCAGUCUUACCGAGGACACAUACGGCAAGGCAACGCCUACCGUUCCCGAAACAGUGAGGCAAUUUACCAAAACACUCACAACAAUUGAAGCCUUCGUUGCAAAGAACGACAUCAGCAAAAGCGGAGGAAUCGAAGAGGUUGAGAUCAUUACCGAGAGGCUCAGAGCUGGCUUGAAAGAAUUACUGGCAGCCUUUCAACUUUACUUGCUUGAUGUUGGUCUUGGUAUUGCCGACCUCAAUCAAGCGAAGAAGGCAGUUGAGCCGCCAAAGUCAGAACCUCAGCAGCCGAAACCUGUGGAGCAGCCCACUCGGAGACAGCUCUUCGCAAAAGACACGCAGAAAGAGGACACGAACCCUCAGCGAGCACAACAGAGGCAGGAGAGCCGGAGAAUAGAGCCAUCUCAACGGUCGUCCGGCCUGCAGAGAAAGCCUUCCACCAGCAGGAACGCGAGGCAGCAGCCGAGAAGGGAAAUGGAACAGGUUAGAUAAGCCUUUUAGACCUAAUGGUAUUGGAUCUUCAUCUUCCGAGUAGUUAUUAC